UUUAUAAACUUAUGUAACAUUCAUUUACUGAGCACUGUGGUAGACAUCCGACAUAAAGUGGACGAAGCAUACGAUCAAGCGAUCAAAUUAGCGGACAAGAAAUUCAAGGUCUUCCAUCCGUUACGUUUGGGUCUGAUGAUCAAUAUGUCCAUCUACUAUUAUGAAGUGAAAUGUGAUCGUCUCAAAGCGCUACAGCUGGCCCUACAGGUAUCCUAA
This is a messenger RNA of Gongylonema pulchrum, 216 nucleotides long. The record is from the annotation of a GenBank genome assembly. NCBI's taxonomy places the organism in Eukaryota, Metazoa, Nematoda, Chromadorea, Rhabditida, Gongylonematidae.